Ananas comosus (pineapple) is the source of this 1458-nucleotide messenger RNA. RefSeq names its product probable protein kinase At2g41970. NCBI's taxonomy places the organism in Eukaryota, Viridiplantae, Streptophyta, Magnoliopsida, Poales, Bromeliaceae. Gene Ontology annotation, molecular function: ATP binding; protein tyrosine kinase activity. The record is from RefSeq and is a predicted model, not a curated record. The coding region runs from base 207 to 1283 and encodes 358 amino acids. The transcript has 8 exons. Gene Ontology annotation, biological process: protein phosphorylation.
UCUCUCUCUCUCUCCCUCUCUCUCUCGCUACCAAUCGAUUCCAUUAUUGGCUUCAAUUUUCUUUUUUUUUUUGUCAGAAUCGGUGAAAUCAUUUUGAUUUGGGCUCCUAAUUUGCAUAAUUGCGGUUGAUUUAGCUACUGAACCCACCUCAUGAAAUGUGUCAUUGAGCACCCGAAGUGCUGAUUCUGCAGUUCUGUGACUCAAACAUGUUGUGCUGCGGAGGCGCCGAGGAAGAGAACUUCGGCCCGCCGGCCAAUCAAGCGACUCCGCCGCCGAACCGCAAUCCUCCCGAUAGAGAGCCGAGAGGUCCCCAUGCCGCCAGAGGCGGAGGUCCCCAGAAGGCGGUGAAUAUUGAGGUACCGGCUGUACCGUUGGCUGAGCUGGACAAACUAACAAAUAAUUUCGGUGACAAGGCUUUGGUCGGAGAAGGUUCGUACGGCCGCGUUUAUUAUGCAACUCUGGGUACAGGGCAGCAAGCCGCAAUCAAGAAGCUGGACCCGACUGUCUCGCAAGAGCCUGACUCUGAUUUUGCUGCUCAGUUGGCAAUGGUUUCGAAACUCAAGCAUGAAUAUUUUGUGGAGCUGUUGGGCUACUGUUUGGAGGAGAGUAACCGAAUACUAGUGUAUCAGUUCGCCACGAAGGGCUCAUUACACGACACCUUGCAUGGGAGGAAAGGGGUUCAGGGCGCUGAACCGGGUCCGGUUCUAAGCUGGAGUCAGCGAGUGAAAAUAGCUUACGGAGCAGCUAGAGGCCUCGAGUAUCUUCAUGAGAAAGUUCAGCCUCCGAUCGUGCAUCGAGACGUCAGAUCGAGCAACGUUCUUCUGUUUGACGAUUAUGACUCCAAGAUCGCCGAUUUCAAUCUCACAAACCAGUCCCCUGAUACAGCAGCCCGUCUACACUCAACCCGAGUUUUAGGAACUUUCGGCUAUCACGCUCCGGAGUAUGCUAUGACCGGACAACUGACUCAAAAGAGCGAUGUCUACAGCUUUGGUGUCAUUCUUUUGGAGCUUCUCACAGGGAGAAAGCCGGUCGACCACACCAUGCCCAAAGGACAACAAAGUCUCGUUACUUGGGCCACUCCGAGGUUGAGCGAAGACAAAGUGAAGCAGUGUGUAGACCCCAAACUAAACAAUGACUACCCUCCAAAGGCUGUUGCUAAGAUGGCGGCGGUCGCAGCAUUGUGCGUGCAGUACGAAUCUGAUUUCCGGCCCAACAUGACGAUUGUUGUCAAGGCUCUGCAACCUCUCCUCAAUUCCAAACCGGGGCAAGAACACAAUGCCUAAACUAAUCUACGGUUCGUCGCAAUUCUUAUUUACCAACAUGUAUAUUAGCCCACAAAACUCUCUCCUGUUGUAUCAAAACAAUUUACUAUGAAAUGGACAUGGAGUCAUAGAUUCAUUUGCAACAGUAGUUUCUGAAAUGAGAAAUGCGGUUACCGAUCGUAAUUAUAGCGUGUCA